Triticum aestivum (bread wheat) is the source of this 607-nucleotide messenger RNA. RefSeq lists its product as uncharacterized. The record is from RefSeq and is a predicted model, not a curated record. NCBI's taxonomy places the organism in Eukaryota, Viridiplantae, Streptophyta, Magnoliopsida, Poales, Poaceae. The transcript has 2 exons. Bases 137 to 529 code for a protein of 130 amino acids.
ACGUAUAGGUUGCGGAACGCAACAGGCUCCGAUCCCUAUUUCUCUCGUGUUACUUAACACGGAGUACUACGUACGUACGCAACAACUUGAUUAAUUUGCGUCUAGCCGUAUCGCAAGAUCUCAGCGACCCUUUUCGAUGACGAAGAUUUUCAGGUGCAGCUACUAUCGGUCGAAGCAACCCGAGGAGGUCGAAGAAUCGGCGGCGGGGGAGUACGAGUACGUGGAUCUCGAGGACGGCCAAGGCAAGCGUGGAGGCCGCGGCGAGAAGCCGGAAUCCGGCGGCGGCGUGGACUCUGAUGGGCCGCUCACGAUCGACGUCGUUGGCACCAUUCUCAUCGGCAUCUCGUGCAUAAUGGUAGGCUGCUUCUUCCUGGGUGGCUCCUACCUCCAGGCCGGCGGCCUGGCGGGGCAAGACGUCGCCCUCCUGGUCAUCACCGGCGCCUUGCUGCUCGCUGUCGGGGCCGCCGCUUUGGCCGGUCUGGCCUUGCGAGGCUACACUGUCUCCUCGUGGUUUAGGGUUUCUAAUUGAGGUGUAUUUUCAUCCAUCCUUUGCUUACUUUAUUGUCCCCAUUAGUUGGAUCCAGUGUGAAUUGAUCUGUUAUUAUCA